Messenger RNA from Helianthus annuus (common sunflower), 3420 nucleotides. Its product is annotated as NAD(P)H-quinone oxidoreductase subunit 5, chloroplastic. Lineage: Eukaryota; Viridiplantae; Streptophyta; Magnoliopsida; Asterales; Asteraceae. Gene Ontology annotation, biological process: electron transport coupled proton transport; ATP synthesis coupled electron transport. The record is from RefSeq and is a predicted model, not a curated record. Bases 845 to 3076 code for a protein of 743 amino acids. The transcript has a single exon. Gene Ontology annotation, molecular function: NADH dehydrogenase (ubiquinone) activity. Gene Ontology annotation, cellular component: chloroplast.
UUGUUAUAGUUGGAUGUGAAAGACAUCUAUUGUUCAAAACGAAUUCUUAUUUCUUAUUCAUUAUAUAUUUUUUAUCUAAAAAAGAUUCUCUUCAUAUAUCUAAAUAAGAUUUUCUUCAUAAAAAAGAAAUAUAGAUAUGUCAAAUAUCCGUUAAAAUUGGAUCAAAAAUUACUCGAAAUAAAAAAAUUUUUGUUUUGGAACUUUUAGUUCUCGUUGUUUAUCUCUCAAAGUUCUAUCUUUAGAAUCUGCUAAAUCAAACUUAAUAAAAGAAAUAAAUAACCUAAAAACCCUUUAUUUUCCUUAUUCUAUACUUUAUUUACAUGUAAUAAAAUACCUCAAAGGAUUGUAAACUUUUGCCUAAUAAAUGGAGUCUUUUUUUAGUCAAACUUGAUAAAAAAGGUUCAUUUUAGAUCUAUAAUCUUCUAAACUUUACUAAUAAAUUGUUUUGAUUGAAAUAGAAAACAAUCAAUCCCAUAAUGAAUUAGUUAAUGAGUUUAAAUAAACUAACGAAAAUCAAGAGGUUUUUUCAUUAGACCAAUGCCCUUAGUUAAUCCUAUAAUUCAUAUCAGGAUAAAGUAUUCUUUUUAGCCUAAAUUUUUAUCCUUGCUAUAUUUUCAUUUUCCUAUUAUAAGUAUUCAUUUUUAUAUGUCACUUAGUAAUAUCAUUUGACCAACUGUAACUUCUUGUUUUGAAUAUUUGAACGAUUUUGAAAAGACUCAGAAUAAAUACUAAUAUAAAAUUAUUCAAUAAGUUAGUGCAUAUCUUGAUUUUUUAUUGACUUUUUUCGAAAGAGGUAAGAUCCGGUGAAUCGAAAACAAUUAAUUAAGAAUAAAAAACUUUUUUUAUGGAACAGACAUAUCAAUAUGCGUGGAUAAUACCUUUUCUUCCACUUCCAGUUCCUAUGUUAAUAGGGUUGGGACUUCUUCUUUUUCCGACGGCAACAAAAAGUCUUCGUCGUAUGUGGGCUUUUCAGAGCGUUUUAUUGUUAAGUAUAGUCAUGAUUUUUUCUCUGAAUCUGUCUAUUCAGCAAAUAAAUAGCAGUUCUGUCUAUCAAUAUGUAUGGUCUUGGAUUAUAAAUAAUGAUUUUUCUUUAGAAUUCGGAUACUUGAUCGAUCCACUUACUUCUAUUAUGUCAAUAUUAAUCACUACUGUUGGAAUUAUGGUUCUGAUUUAUAGUGAUAAUUAUAUGUCUCAUGAUCACGGAUAUUUGAGAUUUUUUGCUUAUAUGAGUUUUUUCAGUACUUCCAUGUUGGGAUUAGUUACUAGUUCAAAUUUGAUACAAAUUUAUAUUUUUUGGGAAUUGGUUGGAAUGUGUUCGUAUCUAUUAAUAGGAUUUUGGUUCACACGACCUGUUGCAGCAAAGGCUUGUCAAAAAGCAUUUGUAACUAAUCGUGUUGGUGAUUUUGGUUUAUUAUUAGGCAUUUUAGGGUUUUAUUGGAUAACGGGGAGUUUCGAAUUUCGUGAUUUAUUUCAAAUAUUCAAUAACUUGAUUUCUAAUAAUGAGGUCAAUUCUGUAUUUGUUACUUUGUGCGCUGUUCUAUUAUUUGCUGGUGCGAUUGCUAAAUCUGCACAAUUUCCCCUUCAUGUAUGGUUACCUGAUGCAAUGGAAGGGCCGACCCCUAUUUCGGCCCUUAUACAUGCUGCUACGAUGGUAGCAGCGGGAAUUUUUCUUGUAGCUCGACUUAUGCCCCUUUUCAUAGUAAUACCCCACAUAAUGAAUUUUAUCUCUUUUAUAGGGAUAAUAACAGUUUUUUUCGGAGCUACUUUAGCUCUUGCUCAAAAAGACAUUAAGAGAGGUUUAGCCUAUUCCACAAUGUCUCAAUUGGGUUAUAUGAUGUUAGCUCUAGGUAUGGGUUCUUAUCGUAGUGCUUUAUUUCAUUUGAUUACUCAUGCUUAUUCCAAGGCAUUAUUGUUUUUAGGAUCGGGAUCCGUUAUUCACUCAAUGGAAACUCUUGUUGGAUAUUGUCCAAAAAAAAGUCAGAAUAUGGUGCUUAUGGGAGGUUUAAAAAAACAUGUACCAAUUACUAAAAAUUCUUUUUUAUUAGGUACACUUUCUCUUUGUGGUAUUCCACCUCUUGCUUGUUUUUGGUCCAAAGAUGAAAUUCUGAAUGAUAGUUGGUUGUAUUCACCUAUUUUUGCAAUAAUAGCUUGGUCUACGGCGGGAUUCACCGCAUUUUAUAUGUGUCGGAUCUAUUUACUUACUUUUGAAGGACAUUUAAACGUUCAUUUUCAAAAUUACAGUGGAAAAAGGAAUACCCCCCUGUAUUUAAUAUCUCUAUGGGGUAAAGAAGGUUCAAAAAUAAGUAACAAAAACUUGAACUUUUGUUUGGUAACUUUAUUAAAAAUGAAUAAGAAUGGACGUCCUUCUUUUUUUUCAAAUAAAGUAUAUAAAAUGGAUGAAAAUGGAAGAAAUCUGAUCCAACCCUUUCUUUCUAUUCCGAAUUUUAGCAAUACCAAGACUUCUUUGUAUCCUUAUGAAUCGGAUAAUACGAUGUUAUUCCCAAUACUUAUAUUAAUUCUAUUUACUUUGUUCGUUGGAUUCUUAGGAAUUCCUUUCAAUCAAGAUGUGGAUAUAUUAUCCAAAUGGUUAACCCCGUCUAUAAAUCUUUUACAUCAAAGUUCAAACAAUUCAAUAGAUUGGUAUGAAUUUUGUAAAGAUGCAGUUUUUUCAGUCAGUAUAGCCUGUUUCGGAAUAUAUAUAGCAUUUUUUUUAUAUAAACCUGUUUAUUCAUCUUUUCAAAAUUUGGACUUAAUUAAUUCAGUUGUUAAAAUGGGUCCUAAGAGAAUUUUUUCUGACAAAAUAAAAAAUGCUAUAUAUGAUUGGUCAUAUAAUCGGGGUUACAUAGAUGCCUUUUAUGGAACAUUCUUCACUGCGGGGGUGCGAAAAUUGGCCGAAUUUACUCAUUUUUUUGAUAGACGAAUAAUUGAUGGAAUUCCAAAUGGAGUUGGGUUUAUGAGUUUCUUUGUAGCAGAGGUUAUUAAAUCGGUAGGGGGUGGACGCAUUUCUUCUUAUUUGUUCUUUUAUUUUUCUUAUGUAUCAAUCUUUUUAUUAAUUUAUUACUUUUUAAAUCUUUAAGUCUUCUUCAAUCUUUAAAUCUUUUUAAGUCUUUAAUAAAGUCUUUCUUUAAUUGAGUCUUUAAUUCUUUAAUAGCAAUCCAACCCAUUUCAUGAAUAAAAUGUGACCAAUUAUCCAACCAACAAAACUACUUGUUACAAAUAGCAUCUUGCUGUUGCAUCGAAACAUAAAAAUGUUGACUAAUCUCGCUAACAUUGAACUUGGUAAAAUGAAAUGAUUCAAUAAUUGAAAAAUGAGAUUAUUCAGGAAUACACAUUGAAUGCUGAGAUUACGCAUUGAAUUUCUGGUAGUAGAUCCAUAAUCCAAGAAGUUUUUCUUACUAUUGCAGAAGAAAUGAAACAAAA